GUGGCGGUGGGCUGGCGGACCGGAAGUGCCGCCACACAAUAAGCCGCAACGCCCGGAGCGCGCGCGGCGUUGAGCGGAGAGCGCGAGGCAGCGGCGGUAACGGACCAACCAUGGAACAAACCUCUGAUGAAGAUGUGGACCAUGCUGCAGAGGAAGACAGUGAUAAAGAAGACCAGGACUUGGACAAGAUGUUUGGUGCAUGGCUCGGUGAACUUGAUAAGCUCACUCAGAGUCUGGACACAGGGAAACCCGAAGAACUAAAGAGAUCCCCACUUCGUCAGGAAACCAACCUAGCAAACUUCUCCUAUCGUUUCUCGAUGUACAACCUGAAUGAGGCUCUGAGCCAAGGAGAUGGAGUGGAUCUGGAUGCACUCAUGGCAGAUCUCUGCUCUAUGGAACAGGACCUCAGCAGUAUCAGUAAGGAACCUUCCAGAAAAGACAGUGUUGUGAAAAAGUCUCACAAGGAGGUGGUACCUGGUAAGAUGCACAGCAAAGAAACCAAAUCAGUUCAGAAACAGUCCAUCAAUCAAACAACUUUGAAGCCGGGAGGUCUGAAAGGAUCUGCAGCCAGAAGCCCAAAAUCUUUGCAUUCCAACUUUUCUCUGGAUGAUAUCACUGCCCAACUAGAACAAGCCUCCCUCAGUAUGGAUGAAGCUGCACGGCAAACUAGCACCAUGACACAUGACAUAAAGCCGACUGUGACCAUUCAACAUAGGCGAACAGGAUCAGCUGGAACUGUCAGUGAUGCAGAUAUCCGCUCAACUAGUACUUCAUCUCGAUCCAGUAUAACUUCUGCUACGUCAAGCCAGGAUUCCUUGGACACUGAUAAGGUUACUCGACCGCAGGAUCUCGAUUUGAACCAGCAAGGUCAACCCACGACAGAGCAUGUUCCCUCAAGUCGCCACAAUAAACAGGUCAGACGCCACCUUGACUUUAUGGAGGAAGACUUGGAGCUAAGGACUCAUUCCUAUCUGGACAGGGAAACGUCAAUCAUUUUGAGAAACAUAGCUGGGAAACCUUCUCAUUUGCUGACCAAGGAGGAACAGGCUGCCAGACAGAAAGCAGAAAAAAUUAGGGUGGCGUUAGAGAAAAUCAAAGAGGCACAAGUUAAAAAGCUGGUGAUACGGGUCCACAUGUCUGAUGAGAGCUCCAAAACUAUGAUGGUUGAUGAAAGACAGUCAGUCAGGCAGGUGCUAGACAACCUGAUGGAUAAAUCUCACUGUGGAUUCAGCUCAGAUUGGUCAUUGGUGGAAACAAUUCCUGAACUUCAGAUGGAAAGAAUCUUUGAAGAUCAUGAAAAUCUGGUGGAAAACUUGCUGAACUGGACUCGGGACAGUCAGAAUAAGCUCAUGUUUACUGAACGCAUUGAGAAGUACGCUCUUUUUAAAAAUCCACAGAAUUAUCUACUUGGGAAGAGGGAGAACUCUGAAAUGGCAGACAGAAAUAAAGAAGCAUUGCUUGAGGAAUUUUUCUUUGGAAGUUCUGUGACUGUUCCAGAAAUUGAGGGUUUGCUGUGGCUGAAGGAAGAUGGCAAGAAAUCAUGGAAGAAGCGCUAUUUCCUGCUCAGAGCUUCUGGAAUCUAUUAUGUCCCUAAAGGAAAGACAAAGACCUCUCGGGACUUGGCCUGUUUCAUUCAGCUGGACCACAUGAAUGUGUACUAUGGCCAGGAUUAUCGAAGCAAGUACAAGGCCCCGACAGACUACUGCUGUGCACUUAAACAUCCUCAGAUUCAGAAGAAGUCUCAAUAUAUCAAAUACCUCUGCUGUGAUGAUGUCAGAACUCUUCACCAAUGGGUGAAUGGCAUUCAUAUUGCCAAGUAUGGAAGACAGUUAUAUGACAACUAUCAAGAUGCUUUGAAACGGGCUGAAGCUGCAUAUGAAUGGUCAUCACUGUCCAGUACAAGUAUGAAAUCUGGAUCCAGUUCUUCCAGUUUGCCUGAAUCCCAUUCUAAUCAUUCGAAUCAGUCAGACAGUGGUGUUUCUGACUUGCAAUCUACGGGUCAUGUUCGCUCUCAAAGUAUUGUCAGCUCCAUCUUCUCAGAAGCUUGGAAAAGGGGCACACAAUUGGAAGAGCAACAACAGCACUCCAAGAUCAGGACAGAUUUGGUCCGAUCCUACCCUUCACCUGUACCACCAACUUCCCCUCAGACCAGAAUCAGUGUGUCUCAUGUGGUACCACAACCCUCUCCACCACCACCACCACCUCCACCACCACCUCCACCUCCCCCACCUGCUGCCUCGCUCAUCAAAUACAGCACAGUCAGUAGAGAGAUGUCAAGCAAACGACCACCUCCACCUUCCUUUGCAACUCUGCCCAUGGGUCAGCAGGUGCUUCCCCCACCUCCACCCUCGCAACUUGUGAAGCCCCAGCUGCUGUUGGAAAGUGAUGAUCAGAGUACUUCACCCAUCACCUCUAUCCCAUCGCCCCCGUCUCCACUUCAGGCAGCUUCUGCUCCAUCUCCUUUUAAAUCGGGACCGCCCAGCCCUUCGCCCAUGGUUCCUGCCUUCACACCCCCACCACCGCCACAAAAAUUACAACAGCAAUGUGUACCGUUACCUGACCAACAACCCUUCACUCCUCCGCCACCACCACCACCUCCUCCUCCAUUACCUUCAAUACAGGGUGCUGUCACCAAAAAGAUAGGGAUGCCUUUCGAGGCCUCUCUAAGCCACCAACCGCAAAAAAUUCCAAAACCGGCAGCAGCUGGUGUUGUUCAGAUGGAUUCCCCUCCUGCAAUGCCCCCUCCACCACUUUCAGUAAAAGCAUCCAGGUUUGCAGCUGCACAAAUCUCACUGCCCCCACCACCACCCGCAGUUCCAUCUUCUCUUCCAGUGGGAACAAUUCAGACAGCUGAAUCUGCAGACCAAAUGCCAAUCACUCCAUCACCGACUGUUUCCACAAUAAAACAGUCCUUAAACCUGUUCCAGCCUCCCCCUGCAGCCUCAACUGCUAAGUCAUCACCAGCCCCAACUCAAACUCCUACAUCUCCUCCAGCUGUGAAAGCAAAACCCAAAUGGCAGCCUGGUUUCCUUCCAUCGCCAGAGUUUCCCCCUCCACCUCCUGAAAGCAGUCUACCCCAACUUCCUCCACGUAGUCCCACCCCUCCUUCCACCCCGGUCAAAUCAACUUCAAUCAAAAAACCUCCGAAAAUAUCGAGUCCUGGUGGAAAGAAGCCACCUCCCACACCCCAGAGGCACUCCAGUAUAAAAGGACCCAGUUGUGCAGAUGCAAGAGAAUCCAGAAAACCGGUGGAAACUGUCAGUAAUAAGUUUGAACAACCAACAAUUCCUUCAGGACCUUCCACGCCAGAUAUGACUUCGUCUCCACCUGCUCCUUCAAAACCUGGUAAAUUAAAUUUGGCUGCAGUUAAUUUGAUGUUCCCACCAGGAGGGCCACCAAGCAAAGGACCAGGAGUUCCAGCUCUCUCAAAGGAGCCCGUGUCUGAAUUUCCUUCACCACCUUCAGAUACGGAUUUCCCUCCCCCACCUCCAGAUCUAGAUCUUCUACCCCCUCCUCCAUUGGAGAUGGCAUCUUCUGGCUUUUCCAAUUCUGUCCCACCCAAGGUAGCAGUGGUGAAUCCGCAGCCGCAAACAUGGUCCAAAUCUUCAAUGAAGAAAGCUCCGCCACCAGUACUUCCCAAAAGGAGCGACAGCACUCGCUUAACACAGGGAGAGUCUUCAGAACACCAGGUUCCUCCUGUCACUUCGUUGCCAGUAUCUCCAAAACCUGCCUUGUCUGUGCAGCCUCAUUUUCUGGCUGAUCUCAAUAGGACUCUACAGAGAAAGUCCUUCACCCGACAUGGCUCGUUGGCUUCCACACGGCUGUCCAAGGCGGAACAUAUCACCACCAUGGACGAUAUGGCACUUCCUCCUCCUCCUCCUGAAUUGCUUUUUGACCAAGAAGCUACCAACUCAUAUGCAUCUGGCAACAUCUCAGGCUAUGCAACAUUAAGGCGUGGACCACCACCAGCUCCACCCAAACGGGGUGACAACACCAAGUUGAGUCGAGACUAUUGAUGAAUCAGCUGCCUGUGCGCCGUUUACAUGUUGCCCUAUGCACUCAUAAUCUGCAGUAUUCUGAGCGGUACAUUAACUACUUUUCUCAAAAUUCUGGCUGCGUACAUCUUCCAACAGUUAAAUCCGUUACUCUUCGUAGGAUUGCUUGUCCUUGGAUCAGUGGAGUGUCGUGUUUCACUUGUAAAGUCAAAUUGCUCUACUUGUGUAAAUAUAGAUGCUUUGAUAUAUAAAGGGACCUAGUUCUGGGGUAGUAGAUGUUGGGUCUUGGGGUUCAAAGCUUCCCAGUUAGUAAUACAAGGAAGGGUGGGGGGUGAAUAGAUAGAUGGACCCUAACGAAAGGAAUGUUUUCCUUUCAUAUAGUUACACUAAAUGUUGUUUGUGAUUUGAGUUUGAAGAGUUCUGUCUUUGUCAUUGGAAGACUUCUUAAGUGGCACCUUUCCAAUGUAAUAAUUGGCAGACUUUUGUAAUAGGAACCUCAGGUUUGAAGAGGAAGUAUCCCCUUGAAUUGUUAGGAAAGUACUGUUGUUUUCCUUUCUGUUGAAUUUCAACAUUUGCGUGUUGUCAAAAUAUAUCUGAGAAUAAUCUGAGCUCAAUCUCUCAGAUUUUCUCACAAAGCAGAAUAGAUAAAUACUUAAAUCUAAGCAGAUGGCAAUGAUGCUACAAUAUAUUUAUCAAUUUAUCAGUUACCUGCUAGUGGCUAAAUUACGUCUGAAGUAAGGGCAGUUUGAGAACACUGAUUAGACUGUAAUUACAAUGAAGUUACAUAGACCAGAAUGAACCUUCUCUAGGCCAAAGCAUUGGGUUGUAAAACACACUCCGUUUCUAAUCUCACAUACUGAAGACUGAAACAUAGCAGGUAUGAGUUUCUAAAAUGUUGAAAUUUCUGAGCACUCGAAGAAACAGACACACAGGGGAUGGCCGUGUUAUAGCUGGGUUACAGACAUUUUCCCAUAAAGAAUUCACAAAUCAGUACCCAAAAAUCUGAGAUGGGGAUAAAUGUGCUGUGAAGGAAUUUAUGUGGAGAGAAAAAAGUAAAUAAAUACAAUUUAUUUUUAAAAAUCAAUUUUCUUGAUGCAUGGUCAGAUGUCACAACUUUGUGUUAUGCAAAAUUGGAAGAGGCACUGUUUUCUAGCAAGACAAUUUAUAUCCCCACCCCCACCCACCAUAAUGCUGGGGUUACAAACGCCUCAUUUGCAGUUGUCUAAUUUGUUUCCGUCUUACUUUAAUUGAAGAGUUAGUUUGCAAAUGAGCCUGGUAGGCAAGAGGAACCUAUAUUUUAUUAUUGCUUUUAAUCUUUCAGUUCUCAGCCAGUACAGUUGGUUUGUUACCCAUCUGCUGAGGAUGUCAGUGCAUGACUUGGGUUCACUAAAUUUCUAAUAGCAAGACAAUGUGUACAACAGAUGUCAAAAUUGAGCUGGGUUACGAUGCCUCUGGUCAAGUUUCAUCCUGGCUUUGUAAGGAAGCAUCCAAGUGUGUUAAAGCUCUUUCUGAGAGGAAAUAGGAGAUAGAACUGGGAGUAGCAGAAAUUGCAUUGAACAGCUGAGGAAAAUGAAUGUAAUUUGAUGACAAAAUUGGAUGGGGUUUUUUCCAGUCUAGAUUAUGAAUUUUCCUCCUUGUUUUAAAAAAAAAUAGCUAAAAAGAACCAAAAACUAGAAGAAACUAUUUUUUAAUCAAAACCUACCUGUGAUGUCCUGGUCCACUGCUUUGUGAUCAACCACAUGAUAGUAUCUGGAUGAAAGUGGCUGUCUUGGUCUUUUCAAGAACCUCUUGUGUUUCCAUGUUAAUCCAAUGUUUUAAGAAUCAAAAGAUUCAACCACAUUCCUUGGUUGUUUGGUGUUUUAGACCAAUGAAUAACUUCUCAAUUUCUCAGGCAGGUUUCACAAAGAGGACUGGUACCCAGUUGCCUUGCAAUGUAUAGUAAGGUAAGAUUGGAGGUCACAUGCAAAAUAACAAGCACCUAUAAUCGGGUGGCAUGUUUGCAUUCAAUGUUCAGUCAGGUUACAAUAUCAAACUGAUAACCUACAGAAAACUAGCUUGAGAAAUGCACUGUGAUUUAUUGCACAGAGAGUAACUAAUCACCAGGUACAUUCAAAAUUCUGCUGAAGGACUUUGCAUGAUGGUUCAUCCUUCAAAUGUCAUAGAAUCUUCCAGUGUAUUCAGCCCAUUGUGCCUGUGGCAGCUCUUCGUCUCCAGUUCUUCCCCCAUUGCCUUGCAGUCUUUCCAUCUCAGGUACAUUUCCUCUUCCAUUUUAAAACAAAAUUCUGCAUCCUUUCAAGCACAAAUAACAGAUCAUCAUACCUCACUGUAAAAUAAAAUAUUUCAUUCACUUUUUACGUUAAUUUUACGUAUGCCAGCUACACCAAUCCUACCAGUGAAGAGUUUUACCUUCCUUAAUUAAUUGCCUUAAUUUUGAAGAUUUCUAUUAAAUCUUCAGUUUGCUCCAUGAGCAAUCACAGCUGCUUUAGUCUCCUUAAAUAACUGAAUGCCCUCUUCACUGGUUUCUUCUUCCCACUACGAGAUACAAUUAAAAUUCUUUACGAAUCAGCACUUUAUUGAUGUACAGUGAACAAAGCUGUAUCCAUCACUACCUAUUCUAGUGUCAUACAGCGACAAAAAUAUAGUCUGCAACACUCGCUCAAAAUUAGUGAAGCCUAAAUACUACCAGGAAAGAUUUAUACUCGCAGUAUGUUGCUAUAUGAUUGCCUGAUUCAAAUGCUCCCUGGUGCAUGCCUUUUGCACGCCUGCUAGUACACUACUGAAUUCCAGUGACGCCUUUUUCUAAUGAUUCCAGUUCCUACAAUAGAACCUCUUUGUGUUGAUAUAUUCUUAUUCACUGCAGUGCAUUCUGUAUAAUGUUCUUUUACACUACAAUGGACCCUGCAUACAACACAUCUCAUUUACUUCAGUAUACCCAGUGUCCAGAAUUCCUAGUCAUACGCUGUUCUACACUGCAGAACUGUAGGUAUAGAGUAUUUCCAUUUUCCACAGCACUCGUGUUCUGAGGGAGUAUUUCCAUUCAAUGCAACAUAAUCUGUGGAGAGUAAACACAUUCACUAGAGCACUUGUCCUGUAUACAAUAUUCCAAUUCACUGCAGCACAAGCUACCUACAGUAUUCCCAAUCAUUGUAGCACUCCCUGCAUACUGAUAGUAUUCCCAUUCACUAAGGAGCACCCUGCGAAUAGUGCUAUCAUUCACUGCAACAUAUCUCAGUGCAUUCAGCGCCUUCCCAUUUUGCUGGUGUUCUUAUUCAUUACAGCUUUGAAAACACUGUGGCUAAAUACAUAGAAUAGAUCUUGGUGCCCUGUUCAAGUUUGAUGUGUGCACAUUGCAUGGAUAUAAUCUGAGUUGAAUCAGGUUUUAUACUUGGCUUGGUGCCAUCAUCUUCUUUUCAGUUCAUGUAUCACCGAAGAUUGAAUGACCAAUCUUCUAUUUAGUGGAUUAAAACACAAUGAUACAAUGUCUGUUGAUCUCCUUGAAUUGGAAUUCUUAACAGACACUAUUGUGAUUUCUGUUGCAUGUUACUUAUGUUUGAAAUAUUACAUUUUUUCUUAACAUUGAAAGAAUAAUAUCUAAAACUUAACUUUCUGGUAUGUGAUAAAGUUUUAGUACAAUUUAUUGUCAAUAUUUUUGUAAAUUUGUUGGAAUUUUUAAAAAUUUGAAUGUAUUGUUUAUGGGUGAAAUACAUACAACACAGACUAGUUACUUGUAAGACCUAGAAAAUCAUAAGGCAAGGAAAAUAUUGUUUCCAACCAUGGUCAAGAAAUAAUGACUUUCAGAUGCCAAGUUUUGAACUGGUGCGUUCUUGGGAUAAGAAGGAAUAUAAGGGAUUUAAUGAAGCACUUUUCACAAUCAGGAUGUGUUCCAAACACACAGUAAUUAAUUGACUGUGUUUGUGGUUUAGUAACACAACAAUCAAUUUACAUGAGACAGUUCAAAACUAGCAAGAUAAAUUAUUUUUUAAAAUCUGCUCAGAUUCAGAAAGAGGCAAUAGGCCGAUCUUAAAAGAGCUAUCUGAUUAGACCCAUUCUCUGACAUUUUUCCAUGUACUGCAGUUUUUUUCAUAUAUCUACUUUGCUUUUGAAAAUUGCAUAGAAUCUUCCUCCAACCUGCUUUCAGGCAGUGAAUGCCAGAUUAUAACUCAUUAUGCAAAACUAUUCUUAUCUCUCUACUAGUUCUUGGCAAAUUAUCUUAAUUCUUUCCUCUGACUUCUAACCUUUCUGUUUUCUUUAUUUACUCUAUCGUAAUCCUUGCUGAUAUUAGCUCCCCCUUUAAUCCGUCAAGGCCUAAAUAUAAACCUGUGACUCUGUUCUCUCCACAUAAAUACAUUUCUUCAUCCCUGAUAUAAUUCUAAUUAAUCUCCCCGUUACUCUCUCCAACGCCUUGACAUUGUUCCUGACGUAUAGUUACCCAGUGAAUAUGAUCGAACAUGGUCUUUCAGCAAAGUACUAAUUGAUGAAUAAUAAUAUUUACUAUGGUGUCUUUGCCUUUGUUACUUACUCGUGUUUAUAAAACCAGGGAUCUGAUAUUCUGCUAAAACUUGUCCUAGCACCUUCAAUUACUUUGAUAUAUAUAAACCUCCAAAUCACAGCUCUGGAACCACUCUUAAAUUAUUACACUUAGCUUGUAUUGUCUCAUUCUUCCAAAAUGUUCCACCACGUGUCCAUGCUUUAAUUUUUAUUUGCCAUAUUUGUUUCUACUCCGAAGAUUUUGCUGCAAACUUUCUUGUAGUUUACUGCUUUUGAGAUUCUUGCCAUCUGCAAAGUCCUAAUGAUUAUUUAUUGAAUAGCUGAGGUCCUAAUACAGACCUUGGAGAAUACGUCUGCAUAUUCCUCCUUGAAGACUGACAAACAGCAUCCUAUUUGGUUAUGAUUUUGAUUGAGAGAUAAACGUGUUAAAGUAUUGUUUGUUUUUGAGAGGUAUAAGAAGUUGUUGUAAAAUAUUGUAAUAAUAUCUCAUAUGAAUAUGUUGAGUGCUAUUGCCAUAAAGCAGUUUCCUCUCUAUCCCCUUUUAGCUAUAGAUUGCAAAACAAUUGGAUCAUGUAAUCCACCCCUAUAAGAAAGGGGAAGGAACUUGAAAACAUCUUGAAUAUGUUUUUCCAGACAGCCAAUAAAUCUGGCCGAAGGUUGUAACUUUGGUCUGGAUGUUUUGGACAUUUAGUGAGGAAGCGGGGAUUCCACAUUGGUUGAAUGUUGGGUUAGAGAAUAAUUAAUUGGAUUCUGAUGGAUGAAAUUCCAGAACAGGUUUGUAAAGCAAUUAAUCUUUCUGAUCAUGCAGAUGACUUUUGUAUCUCCCAAUGGCACCCAGCUUUGUUUUUCAGAAAUUAGCAAUUUUAUAGAUUAUAUAUCCCCUUCAUCCCCUCCUCAUUCUAUAUUUUAUGCCUAAUUAUUUUUAAAUUGUCCACUUUAGUAAAUAUAAAAGCCACAUUUUCAAAUCGCUGGUGUGGGACUAAUUAACUGGCCUACAUUGAGGGAUAAGUGAGAGCGUGGCUUCUCUUGUGUCACAUUCCAGCCCUGUAUCUGCUGCUCUUUAAACAAUAUGACCAAUCAUACAUUUUAAAAUGAUGGGAUUUCUUCAUUUCCAUGUAACAUUUCUUUUUUAAAUGCAGAAAAUGGAAAUCUAAAAUACAAACAGAAAACACUAAAAAUCACCUGCACAAACUUAAUUUGUGAUCAGGGUUAAUAUGCUGAUGACAGCAACAGGAACAGUCUCAUGAUGUUGAGUAUUUUUGCAGAAUGAAUUUUCAUGCAUGUUAGUGAAUACCCAGCAAACAGUGGGAAAUUGGUUUUAUUUCCUUGAGUUUAGUAAGAGAAUCAAGAACAGGGACUGAGUUGCUUACAGUCUCCAAAAUAUGAAGCCUGCUCAUGUAUUGCCUUCCAUUAAGCUGAUGCUAAGAAAGUUUGUUAUUUGACUUCUUCCAUAUUUAAGAACACAAUUCUGAAUUAACUGAAAAAUGUUAUGGUUAUUCCUCAGUAUAAAUUCUAUAUCUUAAUUUCCACCCCCAAUCCACCUGGUACAAUAACAAUGCCAACCGUCUCAGAGAACAUGUUCCAACUUAAAAUUGUGUAGUAGAGUCAGUGUGUAUAGACACUGUGUAUAGACAUUACCAGCCUCUAUUAAUAAUGAGGAUAUUAAAAAUGCUGAAUGUAACAGUCACCAUUUUUCUGACUGGGAUGCAAUGAAUGAAGGCUGAUAUAUUUCCCGGUGUGUGUGUGAUUUAAAGGGAAACUGGGAAGCGAUCCUGUCUCCCACACUUCCCUUGCUCACAGGUUUGGAUUGCUACAAAAAAUGUUUGCCAGUUUGACCCAGAAAAUGCACUGUUGGUAGAUAGGCAAAGAAGACUGAUCAAAUGGUCUAUUUUGUCAUGGGUAGUAUUCAGGUUAUUAUUUGUUGGAAAUGGAACGAUUGAGGACCCAGACUAUGAUCAGAGACCUUUUCUUGUCAGAUGCAAGCAGCUUGGGUGAUUUAGGCAGUGUUUCCAUUUGGUUGUUGCUGGCUUUCCACUCUGCACUGUAGUUGGUUUCUGUCUGAUAAAUCCUUUCCCCAUUGGAACAGGUUCGUACUGGCAGAGUUGGUCGUGAUGGAACUGAAGCAGGGGUCUCUGAAUGUUAUUACUAAACUUUGAUAGGGAAUGAUGUCUUCUACUUCCCAAAAACUGCCUCUGCAAGGAGCAAAUAGGAAAUCUACUUUUUACUGUCAAAUGCUUGCUGCACAGUCAGUAUAUAAAAUCCUUCAUAGAAUGCUGGCUGGUUUUAGUUUUAAUCAAUUAAUGCAUUAGUGAAGAUUUAACACCAUGAAGAGAGAGGCAUUUAUAGGCAAUUUGUAUAUCUACUGUGAGUAUCAUUGUCUGAUUUUUAAUCAUUUAAAAAUGAAGCAAUGUUGUGGAUUUUUAGAACAAAGCCUCCUCAUCCAUCUAUUCAAUUUCACUGCUGAGAUGGAUAUAAAGCCAAAAUGGGGAAGGGCAGGGGUGAAUGUGAAAAAGGACAGAGUUUGUACCAAAGAUUAAAAUUAUUUACUUUUAGCCAAAGAAUUUGUAGUUGAUGCUGAAAUUAUUGACUAGGAGAUGCUCAUGGCUGAUAGUACUGCCAUACUUCUAAUUUUGCCAUUGUUGAUAUGGCAUGUCAGCAGAAACAAUCCAUCGUGAAAGAACUUCAGUUAAUGCGAAGGAAUUGGGUUUCUUCUGUUUAUGAUUGAUUACUAAUCUGUCUGUUCAUCUGUGUCUCUCAACCCCCUCCCCCCAGCUAAACGAGGCACAGACUCAGAUGAUAGUUCUGCUUCUGUCGCUACUGCUAUAAUAAACCCCACAGGCUAAUCUUCUGAAUGCAGGAUGUUAACUGCAGCUUUGGCAAAGACCAGUGUCAACAUUGCUGCUGUGUUUCUUGGAAGCUGCAACGUGUUCUUCUUUUGUAUUAUGCAGUUGAUACAUAAUUCUCAUCAUUAGAAUUGAAUUCAAUCAUUAUUGACUGUUUCUUAGUAUCAGCUGUUGUAGAAUCACUGGAGGUGUCGUGGAGUUGAUUGAGAGGGUCAUAUGUGUUUGGUGUAAGAGGUUCGGGACAUGAAUAAUUCACUACUUAAUUCACAAGGCUUAGCUCCUUGCUGGAAUCUAUGUAAUUCUUGGGAGACUGGGGAAUGUUUUGCCUUAAAUUGGACACGAGUAUCAACCUUCACCUCAUCUGGACUGGCUAAAAAUCUUGUAGCCAUUUGUCACCUAUCAUGAUCAGUUUAAAAACAUGUUUCUGUAUUAUGUUUUGUUAAACAGUGCUGAUUUUGUUGCUGUAAAGUUGUUUAUGAAUGCUGCUGGUUAAUUGCAGGGACUGUUGGCUUGCUCUCUGACGUAAACCAAUUGCCAUAGCUUGCUAUUAAAGGCCACUCUCAUCACUGCUCUGGGAGUGCUCAGCUGGCUAGCUGCGGUAAGGAAACGUGUCAAAGUCCGAGUGUAAUAUUGUAUAUAAUUUCUGCCCCUCCCCCAUGUUCAUUUUAAGAGAACAUAUGCAAGUUCUUUUUUUAAAAUGUAAACUCUAUAAUGUAUUAAUAAUGGAGAGUGUAAUUAAUGCAUGACAAGCUUAUAACAGUUUUUAUGACAAUAAAAUGAGUUCAAAUUAUGCAUAAAUCUCAUGUUCAAAUGUAAACUCAUUCAGGCUAAAGUUCAAACAGUCCAUUUAGAAUAUCCUGUGCAAAGUUUCCCAUUAGAUGAAUGGAUUUCAAGGAAUGGUCAUCCUGACUCACUUCCCUCCACAUCCCACCCCUUCAUUCAAAAUAAAUUGCUGCAAAGGUGUCUCCCAACACACUCCAGAAUUGAACCAUACAGCCAAAAAUGAAAAUAUAUCAACUUCGAGGAAAUCUGUUGGGAUACCAGCAAACAAUUGAUUCUUGUGUCAUUAGGUGGCAGUGGCUUGCUUAUCAGUUACAUGUAUGUCAUUCAUAUUAUUCUGUAUUUGCUGUGUGCCAGGCGUAUCCCUCUACUAUCUGGCAGCAACAAAUAACCAGUUAUUUCCUUUCUGUGAGCAUUGUACACCUUGACGGUCUUGAUUGUUUAAAUAAAAUAAAAGCCUAAAAUGCUAGAAAUAUGAAAUAAAACAAAAUGCUUAACAGGUCCGACAGUAUCUGGAGCGAGAAA
Amblyraja radiata (thorny skate) is the source of this 12631-nucleotide messenger RNA. RefSeq names its product Ras association (RalGDS/AF-6) and pleckstrin homology domains 1a (gene raph1a). The transcript has 16 exons. Lineage: Eukaryota; Metazoa; Chordata; Chondrichthyes; Rajiformes; Rajidae. Gene Ontology annotation, biological process: signal transduction. Gene Ontology annotation, cellular component: cytosol; plasma membrane. The coding region runs from base 111 to 4016 and encodes 1301 amino acids. The record is from RefSeq and is a predicted model, not a curated record.